AUGGACGGACUGACAGACAGACAGGAGGAUGCCGCUGUUAUCAUCGUUGGGAACGAGGCUGAGAGUAUGCCGGGGCAGGAGGAGACGCCGGCAGCAGCUGGACACAACCACCUGGACACUUGCCCCGUUUGUCAUCUAAACUUUCACAGCCGAGAACCUAAACUUCUGCCCUGUCUUCACUCUUUUUGUCAAAAAUGUAUGCCUCCACCUUCCAGGCAUUUGGCCAUGGCAGAGCCGCCACGCGCCCAGGUUGACAGCGCCACGAAACCACUCAAUGUGAUCCGCUGUCCGGUGUGCAGGCAGGAGUGUAUGGAGGCAGAUGUGAUGGAAAACGUCUUUGUGAAGGAUUCAGCAGAAGCUCCGAGCAGCACUGUGGAGAGAACAGCUCAGUUGUGUAUGACUUGUGAUGACAACACAGAAGCUGCUGGAUUUUGUGUGGACUGCGUCGAAUAUCUCUGUACCACCUGCGUUGAGGCUCACCAAAGAGUCAAAUUCACCAAAGACCACACCAUCAGACAGAAGACGGAAAUAUCACAAGAAGUCCAUGGCAUGUCAACUCAGAGGCCGAUGUUCUGUGACGUCCACAAACAGGAGCCGCUGAAGCUGUUCUGUGAGACCUGUGACCUGUUAACCUGUCGUGACUGCCAGCUGGUCAAGCACAAGGACCAUAAUUACCAGUUCCUGGAAGAUGCUUAUAAAAACCACAAACAGCACAUGGAGACCAUGACUCAUCAGCUGCAGGAGAAGAAAAAGGUCAUUGAAGAGGUGUCAAACGCCAUAAAAAAUGGGCUACUUCAAGUCAAUCAAAACCGCACAUCUGUUUACAAUGAGAUAAAGAGGUCCAUCUGCAGUUUGAUUCUGGAGAUAAACAAAAAGGGAAAGAUGCUAGUUAGUCAACUAGAGGCUGUAACAAAGGAUCACGAGAGUGUCUUACGAAAACAGCAGGAGGACAUUGGCUAUCUCUCAAGACACCUGGAUCACGUCAUCAGCUUCACCAAAUGGGCCACUGCCAGAAAUGGGGGCACGGCCCUGUUGUACUGUAAACGACUGAUUCUGUACCAGAUUGGAAAUCUCCUGCAGGCGAAAUGCAGUACAUCAUUCAUACCACAGAGUACAGUACAGUUCCAGUGUCGAUCCUCUUACUGGGCCUCCAAUGUUGAUUUAGGCUCUUUAGUUGUGGAGAGUGUACCAGGCCACCAGCAGGGGGGCUUUCAGGGCAUCCUCCAUCAGCCUUCCCAGCCUGGGCAGGGCCCCUCAGGCUCACCCCACAGCUUUGCCCUGGGAGCCUCACAUAACACUCUGGCUCAGCUCCAGAUGCAGGUAGACAGGCUGAACCCGCAGGCCCACUGGCAGUCCAGGCCACCACCUCCACCAUGGACGUGGUAUCAGAGUGUUCGACUUCAGCGAACGGUACCGAGGCCCCUGCAGGGAGCCUCCCCCUCCCGUGUGUCUCCACAGCUGGGUCGCAGGUUCAUGGCACCUCCUCCUAACCACGUCAGCCCGACUAGUAGCCUACCAAGCCCUGGGUUUACACCCCAGCCCUUGAUGACAAUAGGAAGCCGUUCCAGCUAUCAGUCUAAACCUAUUGAUAUAUUGUUCUCUUUACCUUUGUGUAACCAUAUUGACCCACUGCCCAUCAAUGGUAACAUGACUUCACAUCAGUCACAACAGACGAUGGAUCCCAUAUACAUAAACAGGAGGAAUGAUGCAGAUGGUCAUCCAGUAUAUCUUCUGAGGCCAAAUUAUCCCCAGAGUCUACCAGUUUCUUUGCCACACAGACACAUGCAAGGGGAGCAGAGCUCUUCAGGGUAUGUUGCUGUGUCUAUGGAGGAGAAACCAGGGACUGUUUCCUGGAAACCUCCAGAAACACAGCAAGCUAAUGGAGCAGUGGACUCAGCAAUCAGGAAACGACGACGGUCUUCACCAGGACCCAUCAUUAACAUCAAGGACGAGCCAGAUGAUGACAGUAGCUACGUACAAGCUAACCAGAGAGCCAGCCUUCCCGACAGCACAGGUGACCAACUUCAGAUAAAUGCCCAAGUGGAAGAAAACAAAGUCCCUUUACCUCUCCAAAGCUCAGACGAAAACCCCCAAAGCCAAAGUGAGACUACUCCAAAACACAUCCGUUCACCAGGACAACACGAGGUAAACAAGCAUCAUGCUCAGCUGGAGGACGCUAAUGAAGCCUUGUGUGCUGUGUGUCGGACUGGAGGGGAGCUGCUGAGUUGUGAUAAGUGUCCCAAAGUGUUUCACCUGAAGUGUCACGUUCCAAGUCUCCUCAAUUCUCCCAGUGGGAGCUGGUUUUGUUCUCUCUGUCGUGCUUUGUUAGCGCCUGAAAUGGAGUAUGACUGUGAUAACCAGCCUGAAGCCAAAAAAGUAAAGAAGGAGCCCGAUUCUGAGGGAGGAAUCCUCUGUGUGGACAAACGAAAGUGUGAGAGGCUGUUGCUGCACUUGUUUUGCAGUGAACUGAGCUCAGAGUUCUGUGAGCCCGCGGCCCCCCCGGUCUGUGCUACAAACAGGAUGACUUUAAAGGGACCAACUAAUCUUUCCAGUGUGAAAAAACGACUGGAGGCGAAGCAGGGUGUGUGCUAUAAAAGUCCUGCCGACUUUGUAGCAGACAUCAGGUUCAUCUUUGGGAACUGUUCAGUCCUCAGUGAGGCUGAUGCUGAGGUGACCUCAGCCAGCAACAAACUUAAAGAGUCAUUUGAAGAGCAGCUGAGGAUCAUCUACCCCGACCACACAUUUCCAGAAAUAAAAACGGAGACGGCAGCUUCUGAUCCUCCUGAUUGUCAUGGAACUUCUGUUGAAAAUACACCCCAACCCGCUGAAAAUCAACACAAAUGCUCAGAACAUCCCAGUAGAGGAGUGUGAAAUGGAAAAAAAAAACAUCUAAACCAUUGUCCACGGUAGUGUCUGGAUAAAAUAAAGUGCAGUAAAAGUAAUAAUGAACAUUUAUAUCCACCGGUACCUUCAGGAAGGAUGACAAUCACAAACUUUGAUGUUUUUUCUUUGUUUUUCAAGCUAGCUUUCAAGGUCAGUAAAAUGAAAACAGAAAUCUAAUGGAUACAAAAUGUUGCUUCGUCAUAUAUUUCUACUUUGUCUAAUUUAUUUGGUUUUUAUAUUUGAGAUUCAGUAUUGAAUUUUAUUCAGUUUUGUUACUGUAUUUAUUUACGUUUGUGUUAUUUUUUACAUGCUUUCCUUUACACACCAUUGCCACUGUUAAAACCUGUAGUCAUAAACAUACUCACAUGCAUUACAUUUCAAUAAAGCAUCAGAAUCAGCUUCAGUAAUGAUUAUUUAUUGUCGAGCACAAGCACAUUCUGGAUAUUCUGCAUUCAGUUUGGCUAUUAUUCAGUUUCUUCCUACUCCUUUUUGGACAUAAG
Molecule: messenger RNA, 3383 nt
Organism: Sphaeramia orbicularis (orbiculate cardinalfish)
Lineage: Eukaryota; Metazoa; Chordata; Actinopteri; Kurtiformes; Apogonidae
Product: transcription intermediary factor 1-alpha-like
Exons: 18
Coding region: 1-2871 (956 amino acids)
Cellular component (GO): chromatin
Molecular function (GO): zinc ion binding; protein binding
Source: RefSeq, a predicted model, not a curated record